Molecule: messenger RNA, 1343 nt
Organism: Cucurbitaria berberidis CBS 394.84
Lineage: Eukaryota; Fungi; Ascomycota; Dothideomycetes; Pleosporales; Cucurbitariaceae
Product: Clavaminate synthase-like protein
Exons: 2
Coding region: 118-1275 (385 amino acids)
Molecular function (GO): dioxygenase activity
Source: RefSeq, a predicted model, not a curated record
UAUUCGACAAGCUUCAGACAAGACGCUUCUUAAAGCCUUGUAACGCUCACUGUUCAGUGCCAUUAAUCGAUCUAAUAUAGUACAAGCAAUAGUUUCUACUUCUCAGAACCGAAGACCAUGGCUACAACUACCAUCGAAGCAGCUACAGCAAAGCUAUCAGUCGCAGACGACUUCUCAAAGUAUGACUUUGCCAACCUUAAGCCAUACGUCCACCCACCGGAGACAAAAGAAGACUUGCCAUGGGCGGAGCUUGUGACUCUCGACCUUGAGGACUACGGUCGGCCUGGAGGCAAAGAGAGGUUGGCCAAGCAACUGGAACAUGCUGUUCAUCACGUUGGCUUUUUCUACGUGAAGAACUUUGGCUUAACUCAGGAGCAAGUUGACCGUCAGUUCACAUUAGCAAAACACUUCUUCGAGCUGCCCACAUCUGAGAAAGAGAAGUUUGAAAUAGACUACAAAGCCGCCGACUACAACGGAUGGCGCCGACCUGGUCGUUCGGCGAACCCCAAUGCAGACAACAUUGAGAUUUACAACAUUCCCAAGUUUACCGACGACUUCAAGGGCAAAUACGACCAGCCGGACCUUAUCAAGGCGCAUCUUCCAGAGAUUGAGGUCUUUCAACGCGCUCUGCAUUCCAAUGUUGUUCUACCACUACUUCGUCUGUUUGCCAUCGUGCUUCAAUUGCCCGAUGAAGAAUACCUCGUCAAGCAGCACAGCUUUGAGAAGAAGUCGGAAGACCAUUUCCGCUAUAUGAUCUACCACCCACGCACGGAAGAAGAAUGGGCCACAGCAAAAUACGGCGCAACAGGUGGCCACACCGAUCUCGGCACCGUCACAUUGCUCUUCCGCCAGCCCGUCGCAGGCCUCCAGAUCCUUGGAGAAAACGGUGAAUGGACGUGGGUCAGCGCCCAACCCGGCACAAUCACCGUCAACCUCGCAGACACCAUCUCCCACCUCACAGGCGGCUGGCUCAAGUCCUCGGUGCAUCGCGUUUCCGCCCCGCCCAAGGAUCAGCGACAGUAUGAACGCACGGGUCUGUUAUACUUUGCGCGUCCUCACAACGACACCAAAUUGCUUCCGAUUACGGAUUCGCCCGUCCUGCAGAAAGCGGGUGUGAAGCCGCGGUUCGAGAAGAUUGUUACCGUGGAAGAGUGGGUCAAGGCGAAGCAGACGCUGCAGCUCAAUCCUGAGAUUGCCGAGAAGAGGUGGGCGGAGAGGGGAGAUGGGAAGGUCGAGGUCAUUGCUGGAUUCCAUGAUCAGCGGUAUAAGGAGUAGGGUAUUUCAGUCUGUAUAUGAGGGAUAGGUAUGACAUGCUUUUAUUGAGUAAGCAGUACUGCGGAAGG